Molecule: messenger RNA, 431 nt
Organism: Dentiscutata heterogama
Lineage: Eukaryota; Fungi; Glomeromycota; Glomeromycetes; Diversisporales; Gigasporaceae
Source: the annotation of a GenBank genome assembly
CUAAUAUAAAAGAAGCGGGAGAUUGUCCCCAUGUUGGUUUCCUUAGGAAAGCAAGAUCUGCAUUCGACAUUAACAAAGAUGUAAAAAAACUUUCAAGAUCAAAUUCGCUUAGUUUUCCAACUGAAAAAGAAAAAAAUAAUCUAAAACGUCGCAAUACGAGUGUUAUAUCUACCAAUAACCCAUUUAUUGAUAUUUUUGAUUUCGAUGGUGGUGAUGGUGGCAUCAAUGAAAAUUCUCAAAAAUCCUCUUUGGAUGAUAGAAAUUUUCCUCCCUCUUCGCCGACACAACUACAUUCUUCUAAUUCGUUGUCCCCUUCUUCGCAUUUCUUCAUCUUUUUCCAUGCUACCAUUCCAAGUAUGUCUCAUUUUCAAUCCAAUAGUUUUGAAAGUGGCAGCAUAAUUGAUUUUUACGAUCCAAUCAUUCAUUUCUGA